Messenger RNA from Trichomonas vaginalis G3, 267 nucleotides. RefSeq lists its product as uncharacterized. The record is from RefSeq and is a predicted model, not a curated record. Bases 1 to 267 code for a protein of 88 amino acids. The transcript has a single exon. NCBI's taxonomy places the organism in Eukaryota, Parabasalia, Trichomonadida, Trichomonadidae.
AUGAAUCCAACAACUGAAAAAUAUCGUGCCUUGCUGAAAGAGAAUAGACCGGAUCCACCAGCAGAUAAAUAUCUUGGAGAAGUCAUUCAUAUUCGCAAAUUAAUGAAAGGACCUUCAUUGGAAGAACAAAAACCAGAACCUAAAGAAUCUUCUGAUUCUGAUUAUCAAGAAAUAGUUGUUGAUGUCCAAGACCAGGUUGCUCUUAUUAAAAACCUUCAACAAAGCAGAAAUCCACCAGGUCCAAAUCGUAAUGCAGUCCCUAUUUAA